This is a messenger RNA of Penicillium robsamsonii, 4263 nucleotides long. RefSeq lists its product as uncharacterized. The record is from RefSeq and is a predicted model, not a curated record. The transcript has 10 exons. The coding region runs from base 1 to 4263 and encodes 1420 amino acids. Lineage: Eukaryota; Fungi; Ascomycota; Eurotiomycetes; Eurotiales; Aspergillaceae. Gene Ontology annotation, molecular function: nucleic acid binding; ATP binding.
AUGCGUCGGAAUCAUCAGGCUACGAACUUUAAACCAUUUCAAUUGCCCUCACAGAGGCGCACAGAUGCUUGGUCCCCAUCCAAGAGUAGUAGAACUGCUGUCACCGACCUGGCAUCAUCAGCUCAGGAUGAUGAUGUUCAAUUGGAUGCCUUUGACCUGGAGCUAUUAGCCUCAGAGGACAGGGAGGAAACAAUUCAAGCUUCAGGAUUUGGAAGUCCCAACUCUACGCCUCUUCAAGCGUCUCGUCAGCCUGAUCUGCACCCACCUCAAUUCUCUCGUUUCUUUCAGCCAAGCUCGAGUAUCCCUUCUCGGUGGAAUGGAUUGAGCUCGUCAGACCCUGUACUAGGGCCGUCGUCAAGCCCAUUGGCUCUGUUUAGUCAGAGGAAGGACGACAGGCGGAUGGGAAAGUGCGGCCUCGAGAUGAGUGAUGAGACUAGUCAUUCCUCGCCUCAGGAACCGAUCACUCAAGCAAGCCCAGAGGCUUUGAUUGGCAAUAGACAGCACCGCAACCCUUUCAGCAACAUUCUACCCUCUGUGCGGGGAAUCGUCCUCGUAUCAGUAAAUGACAUGCCGGAGAACUACCGGUCGAUGUUUCCCUUCCCACUGUUUAAUGCGAUUCAAUCCAAGUCCUUCCACUCCGUCUACAACAGCAAUGACAACAUCGUCCUGUCCGCACCAACCGGCAGUGGUAAGACAGUAGUGAUGGAAUUGGCUAUCUGCAGACUCCUGAAUGCCCUCAAAGACGAACACUUCAAAGUCGUCUACCAAGCACCUACCAAGUCACUAUGCAGCGAGCGCUUCCGAGACUGGCACAUCAAGUUCUCCAGCUUGAAUCUCAAGUGUGCAGAAUUGACUGGAGAUACGGACCACAUGCAGCUGCGCAACGUUCAGAGUAGCCAGAUCAUCAUUACCACGCCCGAGAAGUGGGAUAGCAUGACUCGGAAAUGGAAAGACCAUAUGAAGUUGAUGCAGCUCGUGAAGCUCUUUCUCAUUGACGAGGUUCACAUUCUGAAGGAGACGCGUGGAGCUACACUUGAAGCUGUGGUUUCUCGAAUGAAGAAUAUCGGAUCGAAUGUGAGAUUUGUCGCGUUGAGUGCCACUGUUCCCAACUCCGAGGAUAUUGCUACCUGGCUCGGGAAGGACGCGACUAAUCAGCAUUUUCCUGCGCACCGGGAGCAUUUCGGUGAGGAGUUUCGUCCUGUCACCCUGACGAAGUUUGUUUACGGGUAUGCGUCUAGCUCGAAUGACUUUGCAUUUGAUAAAGUCUGCGGUUCAAAGUUACCUGAAGUGAUCGGAAUGCAUUCAUGCCAGAAGCCCAUUAUGAUCUUCUGCUGCACGCGGAACUCAUCGCUCGCGACGGCGAAAGAAUUGGCUCGGCUUUUUACAUUGACGAAUCCACCCGCCAGGUUUUGGAAGGAACCUAACAAGCGCCUCGAAGCUCAUAACGAGGACCUAAAGACAACACUCCCUGCUGGUGUAGCAUUCCACCACGCUGGUUUGGGCCCUGCUGAUCGCCACACUGUUGAGACAGGUUUCCGAGAAGGGCAUAUAAACGUCAUAUGCUGCACAUCUACACUUGCGGUUGGAGUCAACCUGCCUUGUCAUCUUGUUAUAAUCAAGAACACUGUCAGUUGGCAAGAUGGAGGCUGCAAAGAGUACUCGGAUUUGGAGAUGAUGCAGAUGCUCGGCCGCGCGGGCCGACCGCAAUUCGAUGACAGUGCGACAGCUGUCAUCCUCACUAGGAAGGAACGCGUCACACACUAUGAGAAGCUAGUUCAGGGCCCUCAAAGUCUAGAGAGCUGCCUGCAUUUAAAUCUCAUUGAUCAUCUGAACGCUGAGAUCGGCUUGGGGAAUAUAUCGGACGUUGAAUCCGCUGUCAAAUGGCUUGCUGGUACAUUCUUGUUUGUGAGACUUCGUCGAAAUCCAACCCACUACAAGCUCAAAGAAGGCGCGAAUCAGCAAGACGAAGAUGCGUUACUCCGUCAGAUCUGUGAGAAGGAUAUUGAGCUCCUUCGAAAAUGCGGCUUAGUUGAAGCCGAGAGCCUUUGUUCAACCCGGCUUGGUGAGGCUAUGGCUCGCUACUACAUUCACUUCGAGACUAUGAAAGUUCUAGUGUCGCUGAAGCCAAAAGCAUCCCUUAACGUGAUCGCACAAGCCGAAGAAUUCCGCGAGAUCCGCCUCAAAGCCGGCGAGAAGUCACUCUACCGAGAGAUAAACCGUGAUCCAGGAAUUCGAUUCCCAAUCAAAGUUGACCUAGCACUCCCAGCCCACAAGAUCUCACUACUCCUUCAAUCCGAGCUAGGGGCAAUUGAGUAUCCCAGCAAUGAGCAACUCCAAAAGCUCAAAUUCACCUUCCAGCAGGACAAAAGUCUAGUCUUCGCACAUGUCAACCGACUAAUCCGCUGCUUGAUCGACUGUCAAAUCACCCGGGGCGACUCAAUCGCCAUCCGCAAUGCCCUUGAACUCGCCCGGAGUUUCGGAGCGAAGGUCUGGGACCGCUCGCCUCUCCAAAUGAAGCAGAUCGAGCAAGUGGGUGUUGUUGCAGUUCGGAAGUUGGCUGCUGCUGGGAUCACCAGCAUCGAAGGGCUGGAAUGUGCGGAGCCUCAUCAGAUUGAGAUGGUUCUUAGUAAGAAUCCGCCUUUCGGGUCGAAGCUGCUCUCGAGAUUGAAGGAGUUCCCGAAACUGAGAGUUUCUGUGAAGAUGCUUGGAAGGGAAGUGAAAGCGAACUCUAUCAAUGUCCGAUUGAAGGUCGAACUCGCGUUUCUAAAUGACAAGAUCCCGAGAUUCUUUCAACGUCGCCCGGUAUACGUGUGUUGCUUAAUAGAAAGGUCUGAUGGCAUCAUGGUCGAUUUUAGACGGAUAAGCGCCACCAAGCUCCAGGAGAACUUGGAGAUUGAACUCUCUACGGAAUUGACGAGUGCGGAGCAACUUAUUGUAUGUCAUGUUAUGUGCGAUGAAAUUGCGGGGACAUGGCAACAAGCUGAGCUCCGACCUAACCUGCCAUCUCACCUCUUUGCUGCUGUGCGAGACAAAACAGCCAAUGCCCAAAAGACUGAAAUCUCGAACCUACCACCUCGUCCCAUCAAGGGGAAUUUGAAUCUCAAAGAUACGGAGAAACCGAAGACCAGCAGGUCUCGUCCCCAAGGACGAGAUGUGACUACCACCAAGAUGAAAUCUCAACGGAGUAUGGAUGACUUUGAUGGCGAUGAUUUACAGCUCGAUGAUUUCCUCGUUGUCAAUGAACGCCGUGGCAAAGCAAAUGAGCAUAAAAAGCCACAGCCUCAACAGUUUGACGAUCUAGAUUGGUUCUCGAUCGAUGAAAAUGAGUACGAGCCAAUCAGACUUGCGAAUGGCAAAUGGGCUUGCAACCACAAAUGCAAAGACAAAACAAGGUCCGAGAAAAUCAUCCCUUUAGUUAUUACCAAGCUAAUAAUUCUAGCUGCAAACAUUUCUGCUGCCGUGAGGGUUUGGAAACCCCCCGAAACCACCAAAGCGACCUAUCCCCGCGAUUCAAAAGAAAGGUGGUCUCAAUCAACUGACUAUCUCCGACCAAGUCUCAAAGCUGGAAAGAAGAAUACAGGUCGAGAGAAGUCUGUCCUUUCGGAGAGGGACAAGAAUAUUCCUUCAUACAAGAGAAAGCGGGACAAGAGUCCCACAAAACCCCUCUCCAGUGAUUAUGGCGAUGAAAACUUCGAUGAUCUACCAGAUCCUUCACGCCUUCUCGGGAAUAGGGGAUCGGGGCUUGAAAUAUCGGUUUCUCCAGUGAUUGAUGAUCAGCCGAAGAACAACAUCGCUGAUGUUCCUGCCACUGUAAAGAAACAUGUAGACCCCAAGCCGUCUGGUUCACAGUUUGAUCUUCCCAAAAAAGACCGAAAAAUGUCAUCCCAGCACGAGAUAAUCGAGAUUCUGGACGAUACACCGCCAGAAUCAACAGGAUUGCCAACGACAACAAGCACGGACUCCCGUAUCAAACAGAGCACACUGCGACUCUCAACACAUCAAUCACCCAGCCUGAAACGGAAGGUGGCUGAAGACGAAACACAAGAUCAAGAGCAGAAGAAGCGGGUGGAGCUAAGUCCCUUUGUUCCUGCUUCACAGUUUCACGCUUCAAAUCCUUUGAUCAAUGAAAAACCACCGAGUCCUGAGCAGCCUGCCUCUCCUGUUUCUCCUGUCAUCGGCGGUCGGAUGGAUUUGACUGCAGCAUGGGACGAUGGUGGCGUUGAUCUGCUUGAUGAGUUCAAGGACAUUAUUAAAUUUAUUUAG